This is a messenger RNA of Oldenlandia corymbosa var. corymbosa, 1352 nucleotides long. The record is from the annotation of a GenBank genome assembly. NCBI's taxonomy places the organism in Eukaryota, Viridiplantae, Streptophyta, Magnoliopsida, Gentianales, Rubiaceae.
CACUUUCCUCGCAAUUCAAUUGACGCCCCCGGCGCUGGAUUCGUCUCUCUCUCUCUCUCUCUUCUUCUCUUCUAUAUAUACGCCACAAUCAGCCCAUUCCCUUCUUCACAUUUAACCCUUUUUCCCACCCACAGAAAGAAACAAAACCAGUUUUCUACCCUAAAAACGGUGUUCUUCCGCCGCUGCUGCAGGAGGUUUUCGUCUUUCGGAUUCUUUCUGCAGUAGUGUUGCCCCAUUCCCCUGUUUUUUCUUCUGUUUGAACGUCUUUCGUUUCUCUUCUUAUAUAUAUUUUUCUUGCUCUGCCAUCCCAUCGUAUCUUCUUUGUGAUAUAGAGAAAGAAAAAUGGCUCGCUCUUUCACCAAGGCUAAGCUCGUCUCGGCCUUCGUUGCCGACCAAAUCUCUGUUCUUGCCGCCAGGCGUGGGUAUGCGGCUGCAGCGUCGCAAGGCGCGGCGGCAGGAAGCGGCGGUGUCAGGGGAGGGGUGAGAGGAAACAUGAACGUGAUGAUGAAGAAAGGUGGUGGGGAAGAAACCACCAGGACAACCACCUCUUGGGUUCCGGAUCCGGUGACCGGGUAUUACAGACCCGAGAGCCAUGCCAACGAGAUUGACGCGGCUGAGCUCCGCAACCUCCUCCUGAAACACAAGCAUUAAAAUUGAAAAGGUUGCUUUGCAUCCAAUGGCUUAUAUUAGCUAUCAAUUUGUCGAUCUCAACAGAAGAAAAUGUUCUAUGAUUCGAAUCCAAUCCGUCCUAUGAAGACAUCGGUUUUGGGCCUCUUGUCGGAUGAUGAUGAUUUGUUUCUUAGAUUAUGGAACGCCGACUUAGGUGUUUGUUCUUUAGGCUCAUGUAAUCCUCUGUUACCUCUUAUGGGGGGGCCAUUUCUUUUUGACUAGUAAAAUAAAAGUCUCCGUUUUUUUUUUUUUUUAAUUCUUUUCCCUUUAUUUGUUGCUUCCUUCUUCUCUUUGGUCCUUUUCGUAAUGCAUAAAGCCAUAAACUAGUUUUAGUAUUGUCUAAUCAUAAAAUGUUUUGGAGCGAUUUAUGAUACGAAACUAUGUUCCAUUAAGCUCCGGUAUUGAAACUGUGGCAAUUUGCAAAAGGAGGUCUAAGCUAAGCGGCGGUCAGAAGAGGAAUCCAUAAACGCAAUUGCUUUUGUUGCUUUCAACUUGUGAAAGCGACUUCCUAGUUGCCUAAAAGGCUAAAACUGGUUAAACAAAACAGGGUAUCUCCCCAGGCCAUCGUCUUACUUUUAGGUGCAUAAAAUAAUGGGGCACAAUGGGAUUGUAUGUGACGUCACUACUGGAUUCAAUUUGGAAUGCAACAGUGUAUUUAGGCAGUUUUGGGAAGAACUUUGUCG